UCCGACAGUCGCCCUGUCAUCGCCGGAAACAUUAACGGCCGCGCUUGCUCUAAGGUUAACCGAAGAAUGAGUGGCCGGGAAGUACACUUGAGGCUCUGUAGUCUAAUCGACGAUUCUCUCCGUCCGUAUGUUGAGGUUAUGCCUACUUCGUUUAAUAAGGAAAAUGUAAAGGAGCUAUUAAUCGCGCUCUCUCAAGUUUGCUCACAAAUCAAGCGGUGGACUGUGGAAUUCGCAUCCGAUUCUGAUUCCGACGGCGUGGAGUCUGAUUCCGAUACUGAAGUGACUGGAAAUUCUGCUGGCGUUGGCCUUGUUCCUGGUUCAGAAGCUGAAUGUCACUAUAGUUUAGCAAAGGCCAUCAGCGUCUUGAUGGGCCUGCUUGCUAUUGAAUAUCCAUAUGUGCAACACUUAGUGGGCAACAUUCUGGUGGCUAUUUCUGAUUUCAUAGUUGCAUCUGGAAGUAGUUCGGAGGAAUUUAUGCAGUUACUAUCUCUCUUGAAGUUGGCAGCUGCUAGUUCUUUUCCAUCUUCUACUGGAUGUAUAAUGGCGGAGGCCAAGAAUUCAUGUUGCAAUUCAGCAGCUUCUGUUUCACCAUUGAAUCCCCACCAUAAAAGUGCAAAGUGGCUAACAGUGGCUGUCAUUAUUCAAGUUUUACGUAGGAUACUAAAGAACUUGAAACAAGAUGCCGAUGAUCACUUUUUCAAACUGUACUUGGGUUUGACGAACUCUUUUAUUUCAAAUAUGCCAUGGGAUUUGUUGGAUCAGGUUUUUGUUAGUCAAACAAGUAAGGCAUUGGGAGACCCCAUUGCCGAUGGUUUGCUUCAAUUCCAAGCUGCAAAAUCAAAGUCAGCAAUUAUGUUUCUUGGAAAUUUCAUCCAGUUGUUGUGUUCCUUGGUUGAGAAAGGUAUUCCGAUUGAAGCCGUUACUGAUGAUUUAGAUAAGCACCCACUUAUUUGUGAGAUCAGGAACAUCCUUCCUAGACUCCUGGGUUGGUGCCUUGGGAAUUUGCAAAAUUUUGAUGUCUAUAUCUCUAAAUACUACAAGCACAAGCUCCUGAUACUCAUGAUCAGGCUUAGUUUCAAAAUCCAGUUGGAUUGUUCAGUUCUUCUUUCAUGGCUGCAUCUCAUCCACCUUUACUUUCAAGAUCUCUUGUGCCUACCAAUACCAAUAGCUGGAUUAGAGUCUGACCAGGAUAAAUAUUUGGAAGGCUCACCAUUCUGGGAAGAUACUUUUGAUGCAGCAAAAGAAAACAUCUCAUCCAGGCAUUUGCAUAGGCUGGCGAUUUUUCUUUUUCUAAGAUGUUCCUUUGGCUUGGUCAAUAUGGAGAAAAGUGGUCAAAACUGUGCAUCCACAGAUCUCAAUUCUCACUCUGACCCGAAUUUAGAUAUAGAGCGUUGCACUCAAAGCAAAGGUUUGCAAGAGCUCCAUGAGUGGCUCCAACGUCUCUUUAAUGAUGUUUUUCUGGACCAUGAGAAAUCUGCUGAAUCUAUCGUGAGCUUUCAGUUUUCCUUCCUACAGCUAUAUAUGCAUGAGGAUGAUAUUUUGUUUCAAAUGCUCCUGCAACUGCUUUGUGUCCCACUUUGCUCUGAGAAAUGGUCUGUUAAAGAAGGAACUCCAUCCGCAAAUGAUAACGCAUAUUCUAUUGUUUUGCACCUUUUUAACCCUGUACAUUUAUUUCACAUUUUUCUUGCAGAGAUACACUAUGAUCAUCAAGUGCUUCUUGAUUAUCUCAUCUCAAAAGAUACAGGAGCUAGUUCUGCUGAAUAUUUCUUGAGGUGCUUGCGCAUGGUAUUUAAGUCGUGGAGCUUAUUUACAAAUUUUGCGUGGAGUGGAAAGAAAGAAAUCCAAUUAUGCCAAAAGAGAAGAAAAGUUUCAUUAGAUCAUCUGAAUUUUAAAGUGGAGGUGUCCACACCAGUGACAGAUGGGCGUUGCUCACCGGUUGAACGAGAUCAGAAGAAAGGAAAAGCAUCUGGUGUCAUUGACUGCAGAACUGAGAGGCAACCAUUUCAGCAUGCUACUAAUUGUUUGUUGGAACUGAAAACAUCUAUCGAAAACCUUCAUCACAAGAACCUUUUUCCAUAUAACCCCAAAGUGCUUCUCCAGCGCUUGUCAACGUUUCAGGAGCUCUGCCAAAAGCAGUAGGCCGUAAGAAGCCACAUAGGUUCCUCACCUUUUCCGAGUAAGCAACACAGCUCAAGAAUACAAGAAUCACAAAACUCGAAGGAUAAGACUGGAGAGCUGUUCUCCUGUCGUGUUUGCAGCUGAAUCCAAAUACUUGGUUGAAGAAAUGGCUAAGAUGAAUGUCUCUGCCUGAUAGCUCAGUUUCUGAUAUUUAGUUGACAUUCGCAGAAAAUUGUUUUAGUUUUUCUACAGCUAGACAAGCACUUAGGGAGGAUUAAACUAAGUUUAUGGGAUUUUCAUAUGUAUAGCUAUGUGCUAAUUCAUUUUUCCAUUGUAAGCCUAAGCAAGAAAACGAAAAAGAACUAUAGGAAAUGGGACCAGAAAUGAGAAGAAGGGAGCAAAGAAGAAGCUAUUCUUGUUCCAUAUAUCCCACAUCGAAACAAAAGGGAAGCAGGAGCUCAGCAGCGCCUAAUAAAAGGGGGCCCAGGAACGACGUAAAACAUACUUACCUGGACGGAGUCAAUGAGCGAUCAACUAGGCUCAUGGCUUAGGCUAGUGACCUCCAUUGCACUUUGGAGGGGCAUUAGGCUAAGGUCUACCUUAUAGGUGGAGCCUACGUCAUAAUUUGUGGUAGAGGGGGCUUGCGUUCGCGCAGCCCCCACCCAAA
This is a messenger RNA of Ipomoea triloba (trilobed morning glory), 2785 nucleotides long. RefSeq lists its product as uncharacterized. Bases 67 to 2139 code for a protein of 690 amino acids. The transcript has 11 exons. The record is from RefSeq and is a predicted model, not a curated record. Lineage: Eukaryota; Viridiplantae; Streptophyta; Magnoliopsida; Solanales; Convolvulaceae.